UCACACAGAAUGGUGGGUUUACAAAGUGUCUCUUUCAUGGCAGAAAUAUUGUUUUGCAUUUUGCAAUGUGCUUCUAAGCCACUCAAAAGGGCCCCUUUUUCUGAUUUCUUUGUAAUCCUCUCUGGGUUUAGUACCCAGCCAUACAGGCAGUACUCCCCCAAACCUUGCUUUAAUUUGAUUAUGACCAGAUUUGCUGAUACGAUGAAUAUUUGAAAUGAUCCUUGUGUCUUAGUAACUGGGAUGAAUUUUCAGCCUCCUGUUUCCAAGGACCCAAGAUGCAAAGGAAACAGGAGCUAAUUGGAGACGAAGUUCCUCUGGGCCCUUUCAGAGGCUUGGCUGGGUUCUGGUCAGGAAGUCGGAACCAUAGGAUCACAGCCCCCUUCUCGCCCCCUUCCUCUAACGCCCAAGGGCGCUGCAUUAAUUCAGCCCAACUCCUCCGGGCUGUGGUUGGAGUUGGGUAUUUUCGCGCCUUUUACCAUUGCAUCUCUAGGCAUGUAGCCAUUAAAAAAUAAACAAAUACAACAUGUAGGUGAUCCAAGUAAUUGGGGAACUGGGAGUAUGUGUUAUCUAAUCGCCUCCCCCCCUUCCCCACAACUUAACCUAAAAAGCAUUCCGGAAGGCUCUUCUAUUUCAUAAGAAAAUAUGACAAUAAACAAGGUAAAUAGGGACGGGGGAGUGCCUUUUCUUUGAUAGCGUUUAAUUGGAAUUGAAACAUUCUGGAGCUGUAAACAUUCUUUAUUUAUUCAGCACACAUAAGCGGGCAUUGUUUUAUAACCAUCAUAAUUAUGGUGUCCUUUAGACUGACUGAUAGCAGAAGAGAUAAGGGAAUGUGCCUGUGGCUUCAGAUCAAAUCGCUCGCUCGCUCUCUCCUCUCCCCGGGUCACCAGGAUCCACACAAUCCUUGGAGAUGAGGAACGCCGGAAGAUUGUGGCCUGGCCAUCCCUUACGUCAUGAAAGUGAUUUGUACCACAUUGCUAAUUUGGUGCGAUCCAUAACCUUCUGAUCUCCUAUGUUUGCAAUUGCUUUUCAGCUUGCAGAAUCUGUUUUUCCAGGAUACAGUCCUUGAAUGUAAAAAUGAAUACGGAGCACCUGCGUGUAAGAAAUAAUCUUAUUCCCCACUAUUUGUUGCCUUACCUUUGUCUAAUUAAAAAAUGCAAACUUUUAGGAUCCUUCCAGAACAAAGCCUCACCAAAUCCCCUUUACGUCCAAGGAUUUGCAAAUUUAUAAAGGCUGCAUUGAAUUCAGGAUGGGUCAAGGGGCAAAAAAAGGGUAGAAGGUCACUGCAUUUUGAUUAUGGGUCAGUAGACAACAUGGCAUGCAGUAUGUGUCCAAAAACUCCUGUUAAAAAACCUGUAUUUUAAAACAACCAAGACUAUCAACACCAAGUAAGGCUGCUCUUCUGUGCUUUUUAUGCACCGUACAACAUUCUGGUGCGUAAGUAGUACAGCCAUGUAGAAAUAAACUUAAAAACGUGCAACAAUACCUCCUUGCUUUGUUUACAAAGAAAUAACUCACGGGCGUGAUGAUGCUAGAUAAAUUAUGCUAUGAUUUUUUUACUGUCAGCUGGGAUUUAUCUUCCACAUAUUUGACUAAUUUAGUUAUGCCUUCUUAUUUUUGCCAGCUUAGAAUUUACAACAAGUUUUAAGCACUACAGUCACACUGGGCCGACUUUAAAAUAGCAGAAGGACCCUAUUAUAGUGUUCUUUGACCCUAUUAUAUUUACGUUACUGGACUCUUUGUGAUAGCCUCGCACUGUUUUCUGUCUGUAGCCUCUUUGAAGAAAAUAUGCAUAGUGAUAUCUAAAACAGUGCUAAGGUUAGAAAAUAUACUUCUCAUUUAAAUUAUAUAUUUCUACAUCAGGGCUCAUGAAAGGAAAAGGUUUAUUUAAUGCUUGUCAAUACCUGAAGAUACAGUCUGGCACUUAACAAAUAAUAAUAAAUAAUAAUACUCUAAUAAUGUGGCAAUCCUAGUGUGAAAAUGCACAUGACCCCGUAGGUUUUCCUGAAGGUUUUCAAAAGAAGUCUUUCCAUUAGUCCAACUGCUGCUGGAUAUUGCUGUUGCAUUUCCCAACUAAACGUUUAAAAGACUGUAAAUGGUGUGUGCAUUACUUAGCUCCAGAAGGAAGAGGUCAGACUGAAUCGCAGUGGUAUUUAAACAUCACCAAAAAAGAAAAUAAAUCAGAACACAUCAAAAAGGAUUUUAAACGUUAUACACGUCGUCUUUUCCUGAAGCGAUAUAGUUACACAUUUACUGCAAACCUGGAUCUUUUAACACGAGUUUACAAACAUCAAAGUAUGGAAUCUGUUGUAAGCAGGAAUAGGUCCACAGCAGCAUAUUAUUCAACUUAUUUUCUACAGAGGUUUACUCUUCGGCCAGCCAGCUAGCAAACUGAAAUACUACCUACGAGAGGGUGUAGAUUGCAGAUUGCACGCUACUCAUCGUGAAAAGGAGCACAUUUGAUUGAUAGCCUCCGUGUGUGUGCGUGUGUAUACACACGCAACUAUAUAUAGUUGCGUGUGUAUAUGCGUUUGGCAAAACGGGCACUACAGACGUUCUGUACUAAAGAAAUGUGAGACAAACAUCCAUCUUUUUAAUCGUGUUCAUCGUUGAUUUUAAGGGAGGCUGACACGGUCAACAAAAUUGCCAGACACUACCUUGCUUUUGAGAGAUAGCAAUAUAUACAGCUGGAUCUACACACACACACACGCGCGCGCGCACACACACACACCAAGUAAGUAAAUUAUUGCAUAACUUUUACUGUAAUUGAUAACAGACACCUUUAAUUUUUCAUUUUCAUUCUUUUACCCAGCUUUCACAUUAAUAAUCUAAGCCAUAAAUGUUGGUAGCUAUUGAUCGCAAUCCCCUGUGUGCGUGGAAAUCCAUUUUAGAGUCCCCUGCCUUUAAUGGGUGUGUGCGUGCGUGCGUGUGCCAGGGGCCUCCGUCACAUCUCGCUAGCAGGAUCUACCCCCAAUGUGCCUGAAGAAGACCCCGGAUAUACAACGUGUGCUGAUGGCCCCAUGAAAGCUGCCUGGUUCAUUUUGCACAACAAAAUGAUGGAGAAGUUAAAGAAACAAAAGCCUCUGUGUGUGAUGUGGAGAAAGCCCUGCAACUGAAACUCUGUGCGUGUGUGUGUGUGUGUGUGUGUGUGUGUGUGAGUAUACUGUGUACAUUUUGUGUGUGUGUGUAACGAUAUUGUGUACAUGUGUGUAUAUAUGUAUAACAUUUCCUAAAGACUUCUAGCUUUUUUUCCUCUAUCAACAUUUGGCUCUGGCUGACCCCAGAAGCUCAUGGCUGUACCUUUCUGAAAAGAUAGGCUUGGCAAAAAGCCGCUACUAAGUUUAAAGCAUUUGAUAGCGCCUGUAUUAAACAAACAAAAAGCAUGCAUUUUUUAAAUAGUUCCUGGAUCCCAUUGCCAGGCUGUCAUCUGGAGUAAAAGAGAGGGUGUUUGGAUUUGAACAGGAGUCGAGGACAACCAAACUACCUGGCAAAGCAAUGACUUGUCAGCCCACCUUUUUUUCUGUAAUGUCUUCUUAAAAGCUUUCUCGGAGUUUACGGUUUCUUUACUGUUUGGCUCCAUAGCCUUACCCUUAAAGCAGGGGGAGGAGAGCCGCGGGGAGGGGGUGGGGGUGCCAGCAGCAUAUAAGUGCAUCAGGAGGAAUUUUUAAACGACCUUAUUGUCUCUAGCUCUAGGAGGACUACGAUGAUUUCUUUUUAACACCAGCAGCUGUUUUCCCUGGAAACUUUGCUUUCAGCUAUAGAAUAUAACAUGAUGUCUCUUGUGCGAGCGAGAAAGAAAAAUGUACGCUGAUAGAUCCAGAUGCAGAGCAAAAGAAGGCUAACUCUGUGGAUGGUAUUAGCUGUGACGAGGCAUUGUUCACUGCUGCCUCUCGGUUACGUUUAAAGGCUGAAAUAUCACGAGAUCCAUUCAAUGAUCCUUUUCUAAUUCAAGGGACAAAAUGUAAUUUGCUGUAGCUCUGAUUUCUUGGAUGGGAAUACUAUCCUUAGAUUUCAAAGGGAAGAACUAGACAUCGUGGUUUGUACACACAUGGAUUAAGUUGAAGAGCGGCGAUUACAUCUGUGCUGAGAGCAACAGUAGUCUAGGGCUGACUUUUCAGAUCUCAACCUUCCGAGUUAGAGGCUCUCCUAAAUAGACUUCCUUAAUUUCCGGCUGCACUUCUUGAAAUUCCCGGUUCUCUCCCGAAUUCCUGCGGACCUAGGCGCUGGGGCAUCUCGCCUGCUCAUGCCAAACUGCUGAAAAUAUUUGAAAAAAGGGGGAUGCUGUUUUUAUUUAUUUGAGCUCUACCUGAUGGCGUAACACGAACUCCAUUCACCAUGUUGCCAGUAGAGAGAGUGGGAAAUCGCACUUUGGACUUCGAAGAAAAUACAUAUUUUUUUAGACCUAGAAAUAUGAGCUGUUUUCUUAAUCACACGGAUGUGUCUAAUUUUGGACAAGCGAGGAACUCCUGCUAGACACAAAAGUGCUUGUGCUAUAUCUAGUUUUCAGUUGAAAACUGAUUAACGGCGGAUAGUUAGUUCUAUUUGCAGCGUUUGACAUGCAAACCGCAAACAUCAUUUUAAUUUAACAAGGAAGAGGUUUGCUGCUGUUGCAACAUUUUCGAAAUCAUUGCUCCUGACACUAAAAUAAUUGAACGUCACUAAGAAGAGGUUAAACCUUCAUGCUGCUUCUUCAAAUUGAUUUUUAAAAGGCUUGGUAUAAAUGGAACAUCAAAAGGCUGCAGAGGGGCUGCUCCACACCGACCGUGCACACUGCGAAGCAGGCGCAUCCUAGCCCAUUGCACGUUGUGCGUGGUAUGCCAGCACUUUUUUGUUAUUACGUAAAGCCUCUGGAAGCACCUUGGACAUUUUACAUUCUCCUUUCUCUGCUGGAAGUAAUCAGCACACAGGAAUCCUGACGUGGACUCCGGGACCAUAGGACAUUCCAGUUUGUGCUCCAGCACGGUUAAUUGUGAAAAGUGUAUCCAUUUCUGGCUUAUCUAUGCUUUGUUAUAGGUCUGACGUGAGCCCACGUCCUCCUCCCCCUCCCCCAGUAUUACAGGCAGAUUUUCAGUUAAAAGUGUUACAGUAUGACGGGGCUGGAACCCUCCAUAUGCAGGCGGCACCAAAAUAAAUACAAAAAAAAUUAGCCAUUGGCUGUAAAAAGACAAUUAAGCAGAAGAGGAAAAUCAAGAGAAACUCGAAAAACGUAAGUAUUCCCUCUGGUUGUUAACAAUCGAGCCUUUAAGUUUGGAGCCUCGGAAAGGGAAAUACCAGGCUAUUCUGCACAUUUUCGCUAAGCUUCAUUUUCCACGUAAUGCGGAAUAAAAUUCCAGUUUCGAAUGGUCACGUUACCAAAGAAUUUUCCAUCGCUACGAUCAUGCUGCUGUCUCUUAAAUCCAUGCCAUGCACCAAAGAGCCACAUUUGUCCAAAAUAUUCUAAAUAUAGACAAAAUGAUAUCAAAAAGCAUACAAAUCCUUCACAUGGAGCUAGCGAUGAAGAAGCCUGAGAGGUCUGAGUGGAUUUGAGCUCAGAUUGUUUAAUAGAAAGAUUUAUAUACUAACUGUAUUAUUUACUUUGGGAGGGGAGGUGGCAGUAUAAGGGUAUGCUAAUUAGUGGGAGAUUUUUUGGGGGAAGGGGUGGAAUAUCAAUUUUUAUUGCAUCACCUGUCAGGAGUGUCCAAUCAGCGUUGGCUUUAGGGGAAUUAAUUGAUGAAGGUGUCUCCGGACGAGCUCACUUCACUCUGUCAUUUUAUUUGUAGCUAAAGCAGCGGCGGGAAUAGCAGCUGCAUUUCUUUUCUCUUCCUCCCUUCACAUUCCAUUAUCAUAGUUUCCAAUGGAAAAGCAGGGAAUGAAAGGGAACAGGUACUGAUCUUCAGCAGCAACUUAGAGAAACACUUUGGCAAACCCGAUUAAAAAAAUCAGAACUAUCGAUUGUAGUUUCACAUGGGUUUUUUGUUUGAUUUGCUUUGAUUUUUUUUUUAUUUAGUCUAAAGUUUGGUACGCCAUUGACCAGGAAUAACAGUCUUUGUUAUUUUAUUAGCAGGAUGCCUUGAGACAAAUACAGCAUCUGGCUGAGGAUUGUGUGUGUGUGGGUUUUUUUUUUCCUCCCUCCCUCUCUCUCUCUCUCUGCAAAUGCCGGGAAUAAUUUAAUUCGCGAAAUGGGAGACUUGAAGUCGGGUUUUGAAGAGGUGGAUGGCGUGAGGCUCGGCUACCUCAUCAUUAAAGGAAAGCAAAUGUUUGCACUCUCUCAGGUCUUCACAGACCUGCUCAAAAACAUCCCGAGAACCACCGUGCACAAGCGAAUGGAUCAUUUAAAAGUCAAAAAGCAUCACUGCGACCUGGAGGAGUUGAGGAAACUCAAAGCCAUCAACUCCAUCGCUUUCCACGCCGCCAAAUGCACGCUGAUUUCCAGGGAGGACGUCGAAGCCCUGUACACUUCCUGCAAGACCGAGCGGGUCCUCAAGACAAAACGGAGGAAAAUCAGCCGGGCCCUGGCAGGCGGCGAGCUCCGCGCGGAGCGCCCGGCCGCCGGCUCCUACUGCAGCCUCUGGGAGGACAACAAACUUUGGCUGGGCUUGAAGGCCCCGGCUCGGCCGCUGCCAAUCAGGAGGAGAGCGCUGCGGGCCGGGGACCCGGGCUUGCCGCCGGCCUCCGAUCUACCUCACCUUUUUAGUAAAUACACUGGCCGCGGCUACGCGGCGGCGCCCGCCAAAGCCCCUCGGAACUAUGAGCCGGCGCCGCUCGGGGGCAGCUACGGGCCCUUCCGCGCCGAGCCGCCCUGCUUUCGGAGCGCGCUGUGCGGCAAGCACCCAGCCGCCGCCUACUACCAGCCCGCGGCCGCCAUUGCUCAGCCCCGGCUGGCGGUCACCGGCAGCCCCGUGGCCUUCGCGUACAGAUGCAAGAGGAAGCGGGCGGGCGAGGCGGCGCGGAAGGACUGCGUGUUUGACGCCGCCGGCAGCGGCCGCCGGCUCCUGCUGCUGCCCCGGCCCCCCCCACCGCCGCCGCCGCCGCCGCCGCCGGGCGGCUUCCCCGAGAGCUGCAGCAGCGACUCCGAGUCCAGCUCGUACUCGGAGCACGCGGCCAACGACUCGGACUUCGGCUCCAGCCUCUCCAGCACCAGCAACUCCGUGUCCUCGGAGGACGAGGACGAGGACGACGAGGAGGACGAGGGCAGCGGCGCCUCGGACUCCAGCGAGCUCAGCUCCGAGGAGGAGGAGGAGGAGGAGGAGCACACUGAGCCCGGGGCCGCUGCGGCUGCGGCUGCGGCUGCGGCUGCUGCUGCCGCGGGGGCAGCGGCGGCAGCAGCAGCCGCGGAGCUCGAGUGCCCUGAGCCGGGCAAUAAGGCACUGCCGCUGCCGCACAACAUCCGCAUCAAGACCGAGGACAGCAGUGCCAGCGAAGAGUACGAACCUGACCUAACAGAGCAUAAGCUAAAGUGUGAGUGCAAUGAUCCCAAGGAUGAGUUUUACGGGGUGACUGAGAGUAAUAACCAGGACGCUUUAUUGCCAGCCAAGGACGAGCCUGCAUGCACUGAGAAGGAAACCACUUCCUUAAGCCCGCUGCUGACUCAGAGUCAGGCCCUCUCAUGCACUUUAGGGACUCCGAAACCUGAGGACGGGGAGUAUAAAUUUGGAGCCAGGGUGAGAAAGAAUUACAGGACUUUGGUUUUGGGAAAGCGACCUGUGCUGCAGACUCCUCCAGUCAAACCAAAUCUGAAAUCCGCUAGAAGCCCACGUCCUACAGGUAAAAUUGAGACACAUGAAGGAACACUGGAUGAUUUUACAGUUACCAAUAGACGCAAAAGGGUAGCCAGCAAUGUAGCAUCAGCAGUGAAAAGGCCGUUUAAUUUCAUGGCAAAUUUUCCCUGUCCACCGUCACUAAUUAUUGGCACUGAUGGGGAUUUGUUGCCAGCUUAUUCCUUAAACACCACUAAGGAUUCCCAACCACCUCACAAGGCCCAUCCUGUAUGGAAAUGGCAGUUGGGCGGUUCUGCAAUACCUCUUCCACCCAGCCACAAAUUCAGGAAAUUUAAUUAAUAAAAUGGUUUGAAAAAUAUUUUCUUGAACCACCUUUACCUUUCUUAUGUUUUAAACUCUGCAGGAUGGUUUGUACAAGCCCAUUAAUGCUAUACACACGUUUGGAGUCCUGUUUUAUCACAUUGUGACGACAGAAAUCGGAUUACUAUUUUUGUUGCCAUUACGACAGGUUUUUUUUUUUCUUUCGUGUUUUUUGGAGGUGGGGGGGGGGGCCUUUACAUUCCACAGAGUACUUCAGGCUAAAGACUCAAGUUAAACUCAGUUAUUAUGGUAGAGCUGGAACACUUUACUGUUUAAAUGCUGAUAAUGCACCAGUACCUCAAUUCAACUGCUACAAAUAAAUGUCAAAAGGUUGAAUAAUAAAUAUUAGAAUGAGCCAUUAAAUUUAUGCACUAGAUUUCGAAAAUGGAAGUCUAACUGUUAAUUCAGUUAAAGUUUGUUAAGUUACAUGGUUGCACAGUAAGGGUUCACUAUAAUUCAAUGUGGCAGGAGUCUCUACUUUUCGGGAGCUUUGUUUUCGGGUGUAGGGGUGUCUUUGAUAAGAGCAGUUGCACUUACUAAAUUUUCUCUGGUUUGGAGAGGUUCAGGUUCGAAUACCACUCGAGCACUGGAAAAAGCUGCCUCAUCUAAAACUAGUCAAUAAAUAUGGAAUUAUAUUUUGGUAAAGGGUGUCUUUUACUUGAACAGCCACUCUUUGCAAUUGGAAAGCCUUUUUGUUUCACCCAAAGGUCUUAAAUAAGGUUACUGUUACCCACUAAUGUCAUAUUUAAGUUGUAGUCUGAACAUGCCCUUAGAAACUUGCAAAGCAACUCAAAGAUUUGCCUGCAUAGCAGUACAAUUUAUGGUCCAGCCCUUCACACUCGACGGAGGAAAUAGCAAAGCAGUAAAUACAGCACAGAAAGUGAAACGAGAGGCCGUGAGCUGGAAGAAUACACAAAACGAGAAUGCCACGGUAUUCAUAGCUUUUUGGCACCAAAACUCAGGCAUUUGAACCAUAGUCCACUUAUCUGCAACGUUGGAAACUUGAGUUUUCCUCAUAUCAUCCUAUCUAUGUAGCAGGAGCAUUUCUACUGCACGUGACAAUCAGAGGCAAUGAUCUAUAUUUGCACUUAAUAUCGAAGUAGUUGAAGAGGCAGACUUCUAGAGUCUUGGCCUCAGUAAGACAUGUUGGUAUAAUAUGUUGUGAUGAUGGAAGCAGUAAAUCAAAAUUAUGGACAUUUGCACUGUUGAAAAGCAUGCUUUAGCUUUAUUUUUCAAUUAAAAACACUGUUUAAAAA
Molecule: messenger RNA, 9310 nt
Organism: Gavialis gangeticus (Gharial)
Lineage: Eukaryota; Metazoa; Chordata; Crocodylia; Gavialidae
Gene: SKIDA1
Product: SKI/DACH domain containing 1
Exons: 3
Coding region: 6156-8033 (625 amino acids)
Source: RefSeq, a predicted model, not a curated record